Messenger RNA from Effrenium voratum, 855 nucleotides. NCBI's taxonomy places the organism in Eukaryota, Dinophyceae, Suessiales, Symbiodiniaceae. The record is from the annotation of a GenBank genome assembly.
AUGCAGGGAACCGCGUUGGAUAAGUUGUACACGUUCGGCCUGUUCUUCAUGAUCUUCGCGUGGACGCAUGGGGUAGCCGUGGCCGAAACGCGGCUCCUUGAGGUCCCCGAUUUUUCCGAGUUUCCCGCGCCCGAAGUCCGCGAACUGAGCCAUUCUGUCAGCAUCAGACUGCUCCACGCAGACGAUUAUGGGAUGGGCAUCGACCAUGCGGGCUGCGCGGAACGGAUCGACAUUCUGCUCGAUGUCUACGUCGAACGCUGGCCGCAGUUCGCGCAGUGGGCGGAUGAUCCCGACUGGCGGAACUAUUGGGCCGAUUAUUUCGGAAAGACCGUCUAUCGCGGCGAAAUCGGCUGCCAUUUCGUCAAUCCCAUCGUGGCGUUUCUACGCCGGGACGGCACGUAUCGCACCGAUGUCGAACCGGCCGACCGCAUACCGCGCUGGUGCGGCCGCUGGCGGGACGGGCAGCCGACGAUCGAAGAGGAUCAUACGGUCGCCGCGCUCAUCGAACUGGCCUUCGAAGACGCCAUUCCGGCGGCGGCAAGCGAACUCUAUGUGAUGUCCCAAUCGCACUUCCGGUCCUACGGGCAUCUGGUCGCGAUGAACCCGGACGUGCUGCUGCUGCUGAUGGAGCGGUCGAAAGUGAUGGCCGACCGGCGGAACUUCAUCUUCGCUUUCAAGCUGAACGAGGAGGAUAGCCGCUAUGGCAUGCUGCACAUGGUGCCGGACGCGCGCCGCGCCGCGGUGGAAGAGGCGGCAUGGAACGGGGACUGGCGGUCGAUCCUUGAGACCACGGGCCCCUGCCGGCCGCGCGAUGUGGUGAUGCGGGAGGCCGGCCUGCCGCAGCGGCGCUAUUGA